Molecule: messenger RNA, 1281 nt
Organism: Peromyscus eremicus (cactus mouse)
Lineage: Eukaryota; Metazoa; Chordata; Mammalia; Rodentia; Cricetidae
Gene: Rab33b
Product: RAB33B, member RAS oncogene family
Exons: 2
Coding region: 125-814 (229 amino acids)
Biological process (GO): Rab protein signal transduction
Cellular component (GO): endosome; Golgi apparatus
Molecular function (GO): GTP binding; GTPase activity
Source: RefSeq, a predicted model, not a curated record
GCUGCGGGGCCUGCGGGCCCUGGGGAGCCGGGCGUUGUGGGGCGCCGCCGGGGAACGCUGUCGCUGAGGUGGCGCCGUUCCCGGGGCUUCUGUCCUGCGCCUCAGCUCGGAGAGAGUCGGGAGGAUGGCUUCGGACAUGGAGUCGUCCCUGGAGGUCAGCUUCUCGUCCAGCUGUGCGGUGUCAGGGGCGUCCGGGUGCCUGCCUCCCGCCCGCUCCCGCAUCUUCAAGAUCAUCGUGAUCGGGGACUCGAACGUGGGCAAGACGUGCCUGACUUACCGCUUCUGCGCCGGCCGCUUCCCCGACCGCACCGAGGCCACCAUCGGGGUGGACUUCCGAGAGCGAGCCGUGGAGAUCGAUGGCGAGCGGAUCAAGAUCCAGUUGUGGGACACUGCAGGACAAGAACGGUUCAGGAAGAGCAUGGUUCAGCACUACUACAGGAAUGUGCAUGCUGUCGUCUUCGUGUAUGACAUGACCAACAUGGCCAGCUUCCACAGCCUGCCAUCUUGGAUCGAGGAAUGCAAACAACACUUGCUGGCAAACGACAUACCUCGCAUUCUGGUUGGAAAUAAAUGUGACUUGAGAAGCGCCAUUCAGGUGCCCACAGACUUGGCACAGAAGUUUGCGGACACACACAGUAUGCCUUUGUUUGAGACCUCUGCUAAAAAUCCCAAUGAUAACGACCACGUAGAAGCUAUAUUUAUGACAUUGGCUCAUAAGCUGAAGAGCCACAAGCCAUUGAUGCUCAGCCAACCGCCUGAUAACAGAAUUAGCCUGAAACCUGAAACAAAGCCUGCGGUACCAUGCUGGUGCUAGGCCGCAGGUAUGGCCGUUGCGGGUCUGACCCGAGGGACGCUUCUGAUAAGUGUAAUUAAGUCUGUAAGAUUAAAUCUGAAAUACAGUGGAUCGUCCGUUCUUGGCGUUGCUGUGCUGCCUUUUGUAUAUUCUGCAUCCUCUUAAUAAGUUUGUCACCGUGACAAGGCAGGGAGAGGGCCCGUGUACAGUGGGAGGAGCCAGGCCGUCUUUCCGGUGCGGCCCGGUGAAGGCGGCCCAAGUGUCCGUAGACCAUAGAAGAAAUGCCGCGUAGAGCUAAAGGCAAAUGACCAGCUACUAAGGUGCUUUUAUUUUACCUUGGCAUCUAAGCACUAAAAACUAUUUGGAAGAAUCCAGACAGUUCUAACGGGAGUUUAUUUUAGCCAUGACUUUUAAUUGAAAUAUCAGAUCUUUACCAAGCUGGGUCCUGGUGCCCCCUGUCCUCUCUCCUAGUCAGUUGGCUGACUCAG